AUGAAUGAGUCACAAGACAUUAUUCAAAAACUUGAAUCAGAUACUUCAACUUCUUUCGUGUUGGUUUUGAACGUCAAGCAGUUUGUCAACGCGUCAUUAAUGCGCUAUUUCCGUUCAACAACAAAUAUUAAAGGUCUUAUUGUGUUUACUAACGAGGAAGAUAAUCUUGAUAACUAUGAAUUUUCUGAAUCAUCCAAAUGUCCAAAUAGUUUUUACAGUGCUUACAAUGUAACUCAACAGUGUGAUUUGGAAACACAAUGGAAUCCAGCUGGCACUGAGUAUUCAUAUAUCAGUUGGCCGUUUCCGAUUAUUCUGGUUACUGAUGUUAACAGAACCAUCUGGACUUCUAUACACGGUUGCUUUUCGGCGUUGAAUCGAGAACCUUCUGAUGAUACGCGAUGCUCCAUCGAAAUUAAUAACCCCAUGUCAGCUGUUGGGUCCUCUGAAACUUGCUUUCGUCGCCAGUACCUCAUGUCACUGCACAUUUCUGAGAAUUCGGAGAUAUUCUGUGAGGAAUUGACUGGGCUAAACAUUAUUUUAUCUGCAACUGAUUCUGGAAACCACUCAUGGAAUAAUAAUGCUCUCAACACCAAUAAUCGUCGGCCUGAGAAUUCUUCAGUAUUUGUUCUUACUCGGAUGGAUUCUCGAAGCAUUUUCGAACGAAGUGCGUUUUCAAGUCAAGGUGUCCUUCCUAGUAUAGCUGUCCUUAUUUCUGUUGCCGUACACUUGAAUACCUUAGAAGAUUCUCGGUUUGAAAAAGAUUUACUUUUCAGCUUUCUGGAUAAUGAGGCUUAUGAUUUUAUGGGUUCAUCUAGAUUUUCGUACGAUUUAUCUUCUGGAAAUAUUGCUCGUUAUACCGGAUAUCCAGUGAUUUGGGAUAAUGUGUAUGCUAUCAUAGAGUUAGGUGAAAUUGGAUUGUCACGAAAGCAGAAUAAUCUCCCUAUGUUUUUCAUGUUAACGGAUGAUAAAACUUACAACGUGACUCAAAAUUCUACUGACAAUAUUUUCAAUCACCUAAAUGCUGCCAGUAAAACCAACCAAAAGGUCGAUUUACAAAGACCACUAAAUAAAUUACAACAGUUACCAUUACCUCCAACAUCAUCAAUGCAAACUCUUCUCCGAAAUUCUCCUCGUCCCCUUCCUCAUGUAGUGUUAAGUGAUCAUGACGCUCCACCCUUCCGCAAUAAACAUUUUGAAAGUUUUCUUGAUAUUAAAUGGCCUCCAUCGGACAAUCCUGCUGCAGAUACAAUCCUUCUUGAUUUUGCCAACACCCUAGCAGAUGCUUUACACAGAAUAGUUUCUGUAAAUCAUGCACCUAUUCCCUCCAACAUUUCUAAUCCAAAACCCAGUGACAUUAUGGAAUGCUUUUCAACUAAUCCGGGAUGUGAUCUUUUCAAAAUGUUCCUCAGUCCUGUGGAUUACAAAUACGUACAAAUGCUAAAAACGCCUGUACCAGCACAGACCUACCUGCCAUUUGACCGGCAUGAAAUAAAAAUAUCACAUCUAGUCAGUAUUUUGUUAAUGGGACUAACUGGAAAACGAACUUUGACUCCAGCAUGUCCACCAGUUAAUGAACGGGGUCCUUAUACAUAUUGGAUGGGAUAUUUCAACGGUUCUGAACAGUGUUAUUUCACACGAAUGGAUAUAAUAUCACGCUUUCUGUUGAUGGAAGACGAAAAACUCAAAGCCCCUGCCUGGGCUCGUAGUCGCGAACAUUCUGGGAGGUUUGUGCGCUGGUAUCGUGGGUCAUCUCCAACAGUUGAUGGGAUUAGUGUUGUAUUAGGUAUUUUACUUAUUACUCUCACACUUCUAAUAUCCCUAUACAUCAAGGAGGUCGUUAACAACACAAUAAUACAAAAACCGGCGCAAAUUGAAAUUUUAUAUACAUCUGAAGACCAAAAUCGUUUCAUACCUACAUAA
This is a messenger RNA of Schistosoma turkestanicum, 1920 nucleotides long. The record is from the annotation of a GenBank genome assembly. NCBI's taxonomy places the organism in Eukaryota, Metazoa, Platyhelminthes, Trematoda, Strigeidida, Schistosomatidae.